This is a messenger RNA of Dunckerocampus dactyliophorus (ringed pipefish), 3972 nucleotides long. Its product is annotated as regulator of G-protein signaling 22. The coding region runs from base 46 to 3525 and encodes 1159 amino acids. Gene Ontology annotation, biological process: regulation of signal transduction. Gene Ontology annotation, molecular function: G-protein alpha-subunit binding. Lineage: Eukaryota; Metazoa; Chordata; Actinopteri; Syngnathiformes; Syngnathidae. The record is from RefSeq and is a predicted model, not a curated record. The transcript is spliced from 24 exons.
CUUUCCCUGCAGUAAUACAGUAAGGAUGUUUGUGAAGCGCGAACCAUGAGUGCUGCGAUUUCCACAGAGUUUCCACAAGUUACGCUUGACAAUUUUGAGAACUUCCUGACCUCUGAUGAUCUGUUUGUUCAUGUGUUCAACACAUUUUUAAGUCUGCCGUCUUUCCCACAGGCUUUGCUGUAUAAUCAAGAGACUGAGCAGUUUGAGGUGGCGAGCAGAGCAGCUGAAAUCACAUGCAACACAAUCAGAACAGCAUUUGAACACAGCAAAUCACAACUCAUCACUAAUGGCCUCACUAAAAAAACAAACCCCCCUGCAGUGGACAACCAUUACACUGUCUCCUGCCUGGACAGAGAACAGGGGAUACAGUGGAUCAGGAAGGAGAGAUUGCCAUAUUUCCUUCAAAGUAGUUGCUACCAUGAGUACAGAAUAUCCAAAGUGUUGUUUCAGAGGGAACAUGAUCUUAAUAUCCCCAGGAGAACAUGUAGCUCUUGUCUAUCCACCCGAUCGCCCACACGCUGUGACAAAGGAAAGAACAAUGUCUUAAAUCCGCAUAGAGGAUUGUGGGCUCACAAGGACAUUACCGCUGUUAAAGGUUGUGUGGGAAUACAUCAUCCAGUGUCCUCAGACCGGAGCAGAAAAAUGCACACAAAUUGCAGUGAAUCAUCCAGAUGUUCCUCCAACUUUUCCAAACGCUCUUUCUGCUUCUCUUCGUCCUCCACCUCAAACCUGAAAUGUGCUUGCAUUGACACCCCAGAGACAUCAGCUCCAUCUGGAGACAAGCAACUUCAAGAAGAGGUUUCUGAACUACAUGUGGACCACCUGGCUGAAGAAGUGGUUAAACGUGUGAUUGAAGAUGCUCUAUCCAUGUUGACUGCACAGAGCCAAGCAAACGCAACUCACCUUACGCAUAAUACCAACACAGAUAGAUGCUGCAAGUGCAAAGCCUGGUCAGGUGCUUUUGACGAGAAGCAGGAAGAACACUUUCAAGAAUUCCAAAGAUCGAGUGGAUGGAAAGUACAGCGAGAAUGUGAAAAAACAUUGUCUGAGGGGCGUUGGAGCAGGGGAUUGGAAACUGACCUGGAUAUUUGCUGCUAUGGUACCUGCUGCCAAGGCAACAAACCAGGCAUUGAUGGCUUGAAGGAGUUUUUGCGAGGCACACCAGGAGGCAAGUUGUUAAAUCUGUGGUUGGACAUUGAGAGACUGAAAACUAUACAAAACGGAGAGCGCAAGAACAGCUUUUUGGAUGUAAUGAGGAGUCGCUACCUACGAAGCGGCAGUCAGAACUGUCUGAACAGGGAGCUGCUCGCCACACUGUGGCUGACGACCUCUCUCUGCUGGACAGAAGAGAGACUGUGUGCAAUACAGUCCAACCUCACAGAGUCACUCAUCUCCUACUGGUUUCCUCGCUACUGGACAUCUCCGUAUGUUCAAAAAGACGUGGAGCUGUGGCGAGAGUGGUGUGUCAGCCCUUCGUAUGCCUUAAUGACCCCAGUUCCACUCUCAACUACAAGCGGGCUGGGUGGAUCCCUACAUGCUGUUCACAUGCAGCAGCCUAACUCUGGCAGAUGUCAAUCACUAGACUGCACAAUAAUGGAAAAGAUGCUGCAUGCACUUUUUGUCGACCCUCAUGCUGGCUCAUACUUCACCCACUUCUGUGAGCAGUCUGGAAACCAGCGGUGGGAAAAUGCAGUUUACUUUUGGAUUGACCUCCAGCACUAUCAUGAGCUCUUCUACCAGGAUGGAUUGGAUCCCUACAGAGUGCAGAGAGUGGCUCAGCUUCUGUACUCCAAAUAUCUCUUCAGCUCUGCCAGGAGGAGCAUUGGUGUCACGGAGGAGGUCAGGACGGAGGUGUAUGACAAGCUCAUGCCUGCUUUUGAAGAGCUCUUUGAUCAAGUUGAGGAGCACACCUUAAACAUCCUCAUGGAGGCUUGGACUGUGCUGGUCGACACGGACAAAGACUCCUUCCUGCAGGUGCGCGUGCGUAAAGUGGAGCGCUGUGUGGACAGCUGGGAAUACAGGGAGCUUCAGAGCCUGUCCACAGAAUCUAAACCGCAAAUGCAACAGGUAGAGCAGGACGUGACAGCUCCAUAUAAUACUUCAUCCGAGCUGUUCUCUCAGGGCAAAGGGGCCCUCAACUCUUGGUCCAAUGUGCCUCGACAGUACCAAGGAUACCGUUUAGGCUCCUUGCUUCGCCACCGUCAUGAGAUCUGGCACUUUAUGUCCUUCCUUCAGAAUAAAGACGCCAGCAUCCACUUGGAAUGCUGGCUGGACCUGGAGCAGUACAGGAGGACACCUCCGAGGAACAAAGCAGCGAAAGAGGACCGAUCUUCACGCAUUGCAAACAGAUAUCUCAACAGGAAGUACUUUUUCAGCAUCCACAGUCCUGCCACAGCAGAGCAGCAAAGUAAUAUAUUGCACCUGGCAGGUGGACGGGAGCGUCUGAAACUUGAUUGUCUGUCAAAUGAAGCUACUGUGACGAUCCAGGAUAUCAUCAGGAGUCACAUUGAGAAAACAUGGCUGCCUGAGUUUCUGGCCACCGCAGAGUUCAUAGAACGACAGAAACACAAACCAAAGCCCAGCUAUCAAGGACACAAGACAAGAAAAGAAGGCUGGAAGAGUCAGGGCUUGUGGAUGAGUUCCUCCAAGGAGAUUCUUCUAUUUCGACAGCUUCUCCUCAGCCCUGCCUCCUGUUUGCAGUUCCAACACUUUGUGUCUGUGAAGGGUGACUUCCUGGAGAAUGACGUGCUCUUUUGGCAAGAGGUGCAGAGGUACAAGGACCUGUGUCAUUCUCACAGCACAGAGGCCACAAUUCAACAAAAAAUCUCCACCAUCAUCAACUGUUUCAUUAACUCGUCUACACCUCCAGCCCUGCAAAUAGACAUCCCUCUGGAGCAGGCGCAGCACAUUUUGGAUAAACGCCAUGAGCUGGGCCCCUACAUCUUCAGAGAGGCACAGAUGUCAGUGUUCUCUGAGCUGCUCAGGUUUUGGCCUGAGUUCCAAGAGCUAAGGAGGAGCGUACAAGCAGGUCAUCUCCAGGUGAUGCUGCAGGACAAACGAGCCAAACAUAAAGCCAGAGUACGGAGACAGAGGAGGAAGGAGGAGGAAGAGGAGGAGAGGAGAGCCCAGGCUGAGCUAAAACAGAAAGAUUCCAGUUCUAGUGAGAGUGAAGACAUGGACAAUCAGAGAGAUCGGGGAGGAGGAAGUGAAAAGCAACUGUCAACGACACAGAGAAACAUGCCGUUGUAUUCCACAGAACCAUUAUCGUGGUCCUACUCCAAAUACAUGGCGGUUCUGAAGAGAGAGGAGACACUGCUAAGGAGGCAGAGUCAGAAGGAAGCUUCUUUCUCCACAUACUCAGUGUCCUCUGAUGGCAGCGUGAGGUCAAGAGGAAGUAAGCAAAGUCGCCAACAUCCCUCACGGAACUCCUCCAGCUGGGAUGACUCCAGCUCACCUUUGUCCCGAAUGAGGACAAGCGGUAUAGAAAUGAUGAAUGGACAUGCAAGGACUGUACAACUUCAAUAAUGUACUUUUUUUUUUUUUUUUUUAUUAAAAAGUGUUCUCUAAAUAUAUUAGAAUUUUAAAGCUAUAGUACUGAAACCUUACAGAUUCCAGAGGUACCACAACAGUAGCAAAGGCAAAAACAACAUGAAGGAUUGGCCUCAAUGCACAGUGACAAAGAAAAGAAAAGCCUUACUGUAAUGUUACAUCAUCUAGAAUUUUUUUGCUUGGCAGCUGGAGUUUGUGCAAACAUUAUAUAUAUACAGUAUAUAUAUAUAUACUGUUACUAUAUUAUGGACAAUAGUUUCUUCACAAGUUAUAAAUAGAAACUGUUUAUUUGUGCUGUGCUUUACAAAAUAUAAAUUCUUUAAAGGCAGUUUUCAGCAGACAUGGAUGACUAGAAAUGGUUUCUUGGUGGUGUGGUUUGCAUUAAUACGUAAGGUAAAAGGUACAUCCGAUGAAUCUGAGAUG